Molecule: messenger RNA, 1920 nt
Organism: Peronospora farinosa
Lineage: Eukaryota; Oomycota; Peronosporomycetes; Peronosporales; Peronosporaceae
Source: the annotation of a GenBank genome assembly
AUGCUACUACUCUCCAGUCGUCGAGCUGUGACAACGUGCCGCUCUGUCGUGUCUGCUGCUUUGAUCAAUACCGUGCGCUUCGAGUCUAGUAGUAGCAGUAGUAAUCGUAACGUCCAUGCACACGCAACGGUAAAAGUGUAUCAAAGUUCUCGAGUGCCCAGCGAUGGUCCAGACUUGAACGACUUCUUGCGCAAGUCACAGAUGCAUGACCAUCAGCGUACGGUAGAGACGAUACAAGAACCAAGUGAAAUGAAUUUUCCCAUGCGAUCGUUAGAAGAGCUCGAGGAAAUGCAACAGCAGCAGCCGCAGCGGCAGCGGCGUUCCUUCUUCAUUGAGACUUACGGCUGUCAAAUGAACUCGGCCGACUCGGAGAUUGUGCGGGCCAUUUUGUUGAAACAUGGCUACAUUCCGGCACGUGCAGCUGAAGCAGCCGAUGUGCUGCUUAUUAACACGUGUGCUAUACGUGAUAAUGCCGAGGCCAAGAUCUGGCACCGUCUGGAAUCGCUGCGGCAGGUGAAGGCCAAGCUUUUGCGCAGAAAGCAGAAGGUGGUGCAGACCGUGGGUGUUCUGGGCUGCAUGGCCGAGAGACUCAAGACGAAGCUGCUUGAGUCCGACAAGAUGGUGGAUUUGGUGGUAGGUCCAGAUGCCUACCGUGAUAUCCCCAACCUGCUGCAUGUGGUGCACGGCAGCGGCGAAACAGCAGUCAACGUGCAGCUGUCAUUGGACGAGACCUACGCAGACAUUGCGCCCGUACGUGCGGACCCGCACAGCCCGUCGGCGUUUGUGUCGAUUAUGCGUGGAUGCAACAACAUGUGCUCGUACUGCAUCGUGCCGUUCACGCGUGGACGCGAGCGUAGCCGCAUCAUGAGCUCCAUUGUCGAUGAGGUGCGUGCGUUGAGCGACCAAGGUGUAAAGGAGGUCGUGCUACUUGGACAGAACGUCAAUUCGUACCACGACAAGAAGUCCGAGGACGCUGCGGAGAAGGGACGCGGCUACGUAUCAUCCGCCGGGUUUAGCAACAUGUUCCGCUCGCGUGAUGCACUUGGCUUCCGCUUCGCUGACCUGCUCGACAAAGUUUCGCGUGUUGACCCGGAGAUGAGACUCCGCUUUACCUCCCCCCACCCCAAGGAUUUUCCAAAUGAAGUGCUGGACCUCGUGAACGAGCGUAAUAACAUCUGUAAGCAGAUCCACAUGCCAGCUCAGAGCGGCAGCACCACGUUGCUGGAACGCAUGCGUCGUGGAUACUCUCGUGAGGCUUAUCUCGCCCUUGUUGAUAACAUGCGUACUCGUAUUCCUGGUGUUGCCAUUUCUUCCGACUUUAUUGCUGGCUUCUGUGGUGAGACUGAGGAGGAGCACGCCGACACGAUCUCACUGAUGCGGCAGGUAUCCUAUGACCAAGCGUUCAUGUUCGCGUACUCGGUUCGCGCUCGUACCCAUGCGGCACAUCGGAUGGAAGAUGAUGUUUCGCCAGAAGACAAGUUGCGACGUCUGCGCGAGGUCAUUGACACAUUCAGUGAGGUGGUCACGCGCAAGAAUUACGUUGAGGACUCGAACCGUCUGCACAUCGUACUCGUACAAGGCGCCAGUCGUCGCUCCACAGAUGAAGACCCAAAGCUAACGGGUCUUACAGACACGAGCAAGCGUUGUGUGUUCCCCAAUCAAGAAAUGCCGGGUUCGUUGCGUGCCUUCACCAAGCAGGCGGGUGAGCUGGCUGCCGAGUUUCUUCCCCUACCAAGUGUCAGAUCGGAGGGUGUACAUGCUGCUCCUGGUGACUAUGUGCUAGUGCGCGUCCACGAAGCUGGCCGCCACACCCUCCACGCUACCCCUGUGGCACGCACCACUCUGCAAGAGGUCGCCGAGUUUGUAAAGCCAGAGUUGCUCGGUGCCCGACCACACUCACUUGAGGCACUGGAGCUUUAG